Molecule: messenger RNA, 454 nt
Organism: Amoebophrya sp. A120
Lineage: Eukaryota; Dinophyceae; Syndiniales; Amoebophryaceae
Source: the annotation of a GenBank genome assembly
GUUGGAUCUACUACUUCCGAAAAUAUUAAAGCUUCUACAACUUCUACCGGGGAUGAUGGUAUCUUCAAAAAUACGUUGCUAUCUUCACUUCCUGAAAAGAUAGAUCUUCAGAACAACAACUCCACGGACAUCAAAGUUGGGACUUCUUCUUCAUCUUCAACCAAUACAUCGACGACCCUAAAAAAGACCGGGAUGAAGAUGUUGAUCCCAGACAAGAAAUCUCCUCUUCUGGUUGCAGCGACAUCGACGUCGACGACCACCAGUAAGAACACCCCACGAACUACAUCAAAUCCUGCUCCGAAAACAAAUCUGAAAAACCUGCACGUCCGCCCCAAGCGUCAGUUUCUUACGCUGGACAAAAUCCUCACUCUCACAGAUGAAACCCAUCGCGAGGCCUGCGAGCAGGUGGGUAAGACCCAGCAGUCACUGAAAAGCUGCAUCCGCCGGAUUUUCG